This is a messenger RNA of Ostrinia nubilalis (European corn borer), 1781 nucleotides long. It is a transcript of the gene ecd, whose product is annotated as protein ecdysoneless homolog. Gene Ontology annotation, cellular component: nucleus. The transcript has 3 exons. Lineage: Eukaryota; Metazoa; Arthropoda; Insecta; Lepidoptera; Crambidae. The record is from RefSeq and is a predicted model, not a curated record. Bases 108 to 1763 code for a protein of 551 amino acids.
UUGUUAAAAACCGUGAGUGAGUCUUGUUGUUUUGCAUUUUACUUCUGAGUUUUAUUUGUGAAAAAUUGUGAUAGACUCGCGUGUGGUAAAAAUUCUAGUAAAAUACGAUGACAGAACUUCAAACUGUAACAAAUGAAGAUACGGUGCAUGCUUUAUUUUUCUCUUCAUUAUCAAAUUCUGAUAGUGUUUACUGGGAAACCAUGUGUAAAGAAAUAAAUUUAACUCUCAAAACUCUUGCAACUGGAUACAUAUGGCAUAGAGAUGAGUUCAAAGUGUGUUUGCCUAUUCUCAAUGACGAAAAUUGCGCUCUGCCAAUGCAUCUUAUUGCUUCUACUUGCUUCGGAGACAACAUUGAAGAUGAAUGGUUCAUUGUUUACCUUAUUAUGGAAUUAAGCAAAAAAUACUCAGAAUUGAUUAUCCAAAUAAUAGAUAAUGAUGGAGACUUUAUGCUUAUAGAGGCAGCUGACUAUUUACCAAAAUGGGCUAAUCCAGAAACCACUGAAAAUCGCGUUUUCAUAUUUAAAAAUGAAAUAAAUUUAAUUUCUCCUGAUCUGGCAAGUUUUAAAAAUAAACUAAGUGUCAAUGAUGCAAUAGAAUUACUUGUGAAAUUUCCGGAAAAAACAAGAGCAUUACCUGAAAUCAAAAAUACUAUAAUAACCAGAAUUGGUUCAUAUCCAGAAAAAAUUAAAGAAAAUAUUCAAAGAGUGAUAGUCCGUUUGCCAUUAGAAAUUGCUGCAGUACUUAAGUUAAAACCAGCUCUCAUUGCACCAAUUGUUACUACAUAUUGUAAUCAUGACAUUAUUGAUGUGAAAUCAGUUGGAAACAUAGAUUUGAGUGAUUAUGUCUAUGUUGAAGUAAAUUUCACUAAAUGUCUUUAUGCAAUGCUCAUGCAUUCUAAACUUAUACGAAGUGUGAAACAUAAAAUAUCAGCUGAAGCUAAAAGAGAUGAACUAGGAUUCAAAAUUACCUUUGGGUUUCAAAUGUUAAUGAAAACAGCAGCCAAAGAUAUAUUUUGUUCUAAAGAGUUUAUUAAGUAUAAAAACAAUUUAAAAGAGAAUGGAUAUUUCAGAAACAAUAUUGAACAUUCAAAGGAAUAUAAUUAUUUACUAGAAAAAGCAAAGAACUAUUUCUUUGAGAUGGAGUGCCCUGUUAGCACUUAUGUGUCCAACAAUGUGUCAAGCAUAAUGGCGACAGGAGAGUUUUUAAAAUGCAAGGAAUCUUUGAAAGAGCACAAUAAAACUGACAGUAGUCUCAAUGAAGAUAAUGAUGAUUGGUUAAGUAUUGAACCUAGUCAGUUAAAUAAUAUGCUAAAUAAUCGUUAUGGUAACAGUGUGAAAUUCAAUAAUGAUGAUAUUGUAACACCUGAAACUAUAACAACAAAAUUGACAGAUUUUUUAAAACAAUCUUCAGAUUUUGAAGGCGUUGACACUAAAGAAAAGAAUGAUUUAGAAAGCAAAAAUAUUAACUUCGAUGCUAAUGAAUUUAUCAAUUGUUUAGAAAAGAUGAUGGAUUUAGUUUCGGUUGAUAUGCACUCUUCUUCUGAAACCGAUUCCGAUUUUGAAGACAAUCUAACAGAUGCUGAGCUUGAUGAAGAACUUGCUAAUAAACUUAAAUCCUACGACGUAAAUAGAAGUGACGGAAAUAAAGUCAUGUUUAAUUUAACUCAAAGUAUUAAAGAGGAAGGAGUUUCUGGACCUUCUAGUAACUUGCUUUCAAGUAUAGGAAUAAAUAAAACCGAUUUAUUAGACUCUGAUGAUGAUUAAAAACCAUAUUGCAAAUAA